This is a messenger RNA of Amoebophrya sp. A25, 320 nucleotides long. The record is from the annotation of a GenBank genome assembly. NCBI's taxonomy places the organism in Eukaryota, Dinophyceae, Syndiniales, Amoebophryaceae.
GACCAGAACGAGGCUAUAGAAUUGAGCGCUGUCGAAGCAGGAGGUGAAGCAAGCGGUGUCGAAAAUGACCAUGAAGAAAACGAAGUAGAGGCUAAAGACGAAGACCAGGAAGGUGGAAUUGUUGCGACGUAUGCCUCUAACCCGUUCAACAAGAAGAAAGACGAUGACGAUAACGCAACUGUCCUCGUGGCUGAAGAUGCUCCUGUGGAGACUCUUGCUGGUGAUGGCGGCGAAGCUGAGGAUACAGAAACCGCCAAAGGGGGAGGUGAAGAUGCUGCUGUCGCGAAAGAAGAAGGUGUCGAAAAACCAGUUGAACGACC